GUGCCUUCGAGCUUUAUUCGAGAUUAUAUGAACAGUUUCGACCAACCACUACCAAUUAGCGGCAGUCUGUGUAACACUUUUGAUUCUGUGCGGUUAUGGAAAACUUUAUCAGAAGAUGGGGUACCUUCCAGCUUUCACGUAGCGUUGGUGGAACUCCCCCCAUCUCCAAUUCUGCUCUUGAUCGACUUGAACUGUAACCAUUCACGCAUAUUACUAACGCAGGUCAAUCCGAAGCUGUUUUCUCUUCCUCUCCGUUGGCUGUUGAUAAGCACUGACACGUAUACUACUGACCUAACAGUUUAUAAAUUGAAUAUCAUGGUCGACAGUGACCUCGUUUUGGCCCAACGUACGAGUACAAAUAAUUACUCACUGACCAAACUAUAUAAACUAGAACCGAACUUGGAAAUGGUACAGGAACGUUUGGGGUAUUGGGACGCUAAAGAUGGACUUACAAUUACCUCAAAACGUUCCCGGCCCAACCUGAAUAAAAUAACGUUAAAAACUAGUUUAGUAAUGACGGAGAAUGAUUCACUGUUGCAUUUAACGGAUCAAAGAGAGCGACAUGUAGACACUGCUUCGAAGGUGAGCUACGCAUUAGUGGUGCACUUGGGUGAAAUUUUGAAUGUCACCUUGAAGUAUUCCGUCCAAAACACGUGGGGGUAUAAGAAUGAAAAGUCAGACUGGAAUGGGAUGAUCGGCGAACUUCACCGAGGUGAAGCAGUGAUUGGUGGCUCAGUUUCGUUUUUGAGAAGUGACCGCGUACCAAUCGUCGAUUAUGUUGGAAUGACAAUACCUACGAAAUCAAUGUUUGUAUUUAGGCAGCCGAAGUUGUCAUACACCGCUAACGUCUACGCACUACCAUUUAAUUGGACCGUUUGGCUAUCUCUGCUUCUCCUUGUUUUAGGCAUAGUAAUAACAUUAUCUGUGGCUCUUAAGUGGAGUUGCACCAAACAAAAACUGAAAACAGCAGUUUGGUUCGAUGUUACACUUUUGGCAUUUGGUGCAGUGUGUCAGCAGGGAUCUUCCUUCACACCGUCGAAUGCAUCCGGAAGAAUAGUUACAAUUUCAAUGUUUGUCAGUUUGAUGUUCCUUUAUACGGCUUACUCGGCAAACAUAGUGGCCUUGUUGCAAUCGUCCUCCAACAAUAUACGAUCGUUGAACGACCUUUUAAAUUCACGCUUGUCAGUCGGCGUGGAUGACACUGUAUUCAAUCGAUUUUAUUUUCCUAACGCAAUAGAACCAGUUUCUAAAGCUUUAUAUCGACAAAAAGUAGCACCACCAGGGCAGACUCCUCGCUAUUUUCCAAUUAGAGACGGCGUCGAGAAGAUUCGAAAGGGCCAUUUCGCGUUUCAUAUGGAAACUGGAGUUGGUUAUCAAUUCGUCUUGCAAACAUUUAAAGAAUACGAAAAAUGUGGCUUGACAGAGAUAUCGUUUCUUCACGUGCCGGAUCCGUGCCUGGUAAUUCAAAAAAACACCCCGUAUAAAAAACUAAUUCAAAUAGGCUUACGCAAAAUUCACGAAAGCGGAUUGCAGAUGAGGGCAGUCUCACUCAUGUACACAAAAAAGCCAAUUUGUACCAACAAGGCGAGUAAUUUUGUGAGCGUUGGCAUUAUCGACUGUUAUUUGGCUCAUGCAAUUCUCUUAAUUGGAGUGAUUAUAUCACUUUCAAUAUUCUCGUUUGAGGUUAUAUUAUGGAGACAACGCAAAAUGAUUAAUAACGAUGCUCAUUAGAGGAUUUAGUUUACUAGUACCACAGAUACGAGUAACACUCCCUUAUCUGUCCCAGUACUUAGAUAGUGCUUCAAAGAAGACAACCUACACCAAAUGACAAGAAGACAAGGAUACUGUAAAUUUUUGCAAUGAGAUAUUACACUGGC
Photinus pyralis (common eastern firefly) is the source of this 1877-nucleotide messenger RNA. RefSeq names its product glutamate receptor ionotropic, delta-2-like. The record is from RefSeq and is a predicted model, not a curated record. Gene Ontology annotation, cellular component: membrane. The transcript is spliced from 8 exons. Gene Ontology annotation, molecular function: ligand-gated monoatomic ion channel activity. The coding region runs from base 28 to 1731 and encodes 567 amino acids. Lineage: Eukaryota; Metazoa; Arthropoda; Insecta; Coleoptera; Lampyridae.